Messenger RNA from Thermothelomyces thermophilus ATCC 42464, 1643 nucleotides. RefSeq lists its product as uncharacterized. The record is from RefSeq and is a predicted model, not a curated record. Gene Ontology annotation, cellular component: RNA polymerase II transcription regulator complex. Gene Ontology annotation, molecular function: DNA-binding transcription activator activity, RNA polymerase II-specific; transcription cis-regulatory region binding. Bases 224 to 1471 code for a protein of 415 amino acids. The transcript has 6 exons. NCBI's taxonomy places the organism in Eukaryota, Fungi, Ascomycota, Sordariomycetes, Sordariales, Chaetomiaceae.
AGCCAGUCUCAAUCCACUCCAGCCUGAAAGCGCCGAGCUCUCUCACUGCAUUACCCCGUCCAUCAAUAUCUAUUCGCCUUUAACCUUGCUGUCGCCUUGGUUUUGAGAGAGCUCUCAGCAAGCGUCCAUAGAAUCCAGCCACAUAGGCUCAUCUCCCGCCACCUAGUUCCUCGUCGCCUCCGUAUGGAAAGCGCUGUGUUCUCUGCGUCACAUCGAAACAGUCAUGGCUUCUGUCUCACUUAACCCAGACACCCCCCAGCAAGGGUUUGGUGGCGAGCCCACUGGACAGGGCAAGACUUCCCUGGCAAGCCUGAACCUAGAUUUCCUGAGGUCCGUGAGCGAGAGACGGACAACAAAAGACGGACAACCACAGAAGCGAAGGGGCCCCAAACCAGAUAGCAAGCCAGCCCUCACAAGGAGGCAGGAGCUCAACCGACAGGCUCAAAGAACCCAUCGUGAGCGCAAGGAGCUCUACAUCAGAGCCCUCGAGGACGAGGUGCUCCGGCUCAAAGAAAUAUUCAGUAACAUCUCGCAAGACAAGGAACGUCUUGCGGAGGAGAACCGGCAGCUCAAGGCACUGCUUGCUCAGCAUGGCCUGGGUGUCUCGUUACCAGGCGGCGGCGUGCUGGACGACUCAGCGAGCAACCCGAGCAUAGGCUAUUCGCCCAGUGCCAGCAUGGCGGGGAGUUAUGCCCCGACAUCCAGCAACACGACAGCCUUCACGCCCCCGCCGCUGUACUCAGAAAGUAGUGGCGCCCGUGGCGACGGCAUGUCACCUAACAGCGCCGCUUACCCGCACAGCAACCACCAACACCAAUUGUUUGGGCAGGGAGGUGUCGUCGCAGAAAACGGCGACGAGGCCCAGCCAACCGGGAACUCGAAUAUAGACUAUGAGCAGGCCGGCAUCGACUUCGUGUUGACGCUCGAGAGGCCCUGCAUGAACCACCUCCCCUGGAUGCUCGAGCGCGGCGCUGCAACAGGCGUCCGCGAGCCCUGCGGCCACGCUCUCAUGGCAUCAUGCCCCCCGGAGCCCUUUUCUCAGCUCUCUCCCAACGUUCCAUUCAGCAACCCUAACGAUACCCAUGUUCACAACGGUAAUGGCAUCGCUGAGGCAGAAGAAGUAGUCACCAGCCAAGCGACAACAGCAGUAACAGCAACAGACGCAGACAGAAGAGGAGGGGAAGGCCCAGGCACAUGGACCCUCAACAAAGGCGACUUAACCACCCUGUUGGACCUCAGCAAGCGGCUGAACCUCGACGGCGAGAUCACGCCCGUCAUGGCUUGGGGCAUGGUGCUCGCCCACCCGCGGCUGGCCGAGCUGUCGCCCGAGGACUUCGGAAGACUGGCCGAGGAGCUAAGGAGCAAGGUUCGGUGUUACGGCUUCGGGGCGGUCAUGGAACAGUUUGAGGUGAGGGACGCGUUGGAAAAUGUGUUCUCGAUGAAGGCAGAUUUCAGUAUCGGGGUUUAUUAAACCGACGGGUCUGAUACGUGCUUUUUGAAGGUGGUUUGAUGGGUGUUAACUUUGUGUCCGUUGAUUUUGCCUUGGCUCCAACCAUGCGUUGGCGGUAGGGGCCCAAAAAAUUUCUUAUCUCUUUUGUACAGGAGGAAGUAUUUUACAUUUGCGACACAAAUUGAACCUUAUC